Stegostoma tigrinum is the source of this 2581-nucleotide messenger RNA. Its product is annotated as anthrax toxin receptor 1-like. NCBI's taxonomy places the organism in Eukaryota, Metazoa, Chordata, Chondrichthyes, Orectolobiformes, Stegostomatidae. Gene Ontology annotation, cellular component: membrane. Gene Ontology annotation, molecular function: signaling receptor activity. The record is from RefSeq and is a predicted model, not a curated record. Bases 225 to 1889 code for a protein of 554 amino acids. The transcript is spliced from 19 exons.
GCGAGGGGGGUCAGGAAGCCUCAGUCUGCUCUGGAGAGAGCAUGCUGGAGAGUUGCUGCUCAGACACUCCAGUUUGGGGAGGGAAUCAUUUGUCUGGCUUAGCCAGGGAGCAAUAGAAGAGAAAGAGGGAGAAAGUUGGAUCAGUUAUUUCCACUCCAGCAGCGUCCUUUUUUUUCAGCCUUGCUUUGCUUUGAAGAUCGAAUGAGUAUUUUGCCCCGAGAAAAAUGGCGAGCUUUCCAAGCCGCGUUUGCAGAGCUUUGUUGCUCCUCGGCGUCUUCUUCUGCUCAUUUACUUUUGGCCAAGUGAGAGAGGACAAAGACCACGACAAGACAUCCUGUCAUGGCGCUUUCGACCUGUACUUUAUUUUAGAUAAGUCUGGAAGUGUGAUGAAUCAUUGGUUUGAAAUAUAUUCUUUUGUUGAACUUCUGGCUGAGAAAUUUUUAAGUCCUCAGUUACGAAUGUCUUUUAUUGUGUUCUCCACAAGAAGUACAACCUUAAUGAGCUUAACAGCAAAUCGGGAAGCUAUACGAAGAGGUCUUCAAACCCUUCGCAAUGUUGUGCCUGGAGGAGAUACAUUCAUGCAUGAGGGCUUCAGAAAGGCAACUGAACAGAUUCACCAUGAAAACAAUUCAGGGAUUCGAGCUGCCAGUGUCAUCAUUGCAUUGACGGAUGGGGAAUUAAUUGAUCAUUUGUAUGAUCUUGCACAAAGGGAAGCUGAAAGGGCCAGAAGUUAUGGAGCUACAAUUUAUUGUGUUGGUGUGAAAGAUUUCAAUGAAACACAGCUGGCAAAGUUAGCUGAUAGCAUUGAUCAUGUUUUCCCAGUGAAAGGCGGAUUUCAAGCAUUAGGAAGUGUAAUUGAUUCGGUUCUUAAGAAAUCUUGCAUUGAAAUUCUGGCAGCUGAACCAUCAAGUGUCUGUGCAGGAGAAUCAUAUCAAGUUGUGGUAAGAGGUAAUGGAUUUUCUCGUGCACGGAAUGCUGAUCAAGUUCUUUGUAGCUUCAAGAUAAAUGACACCGAAAUAAUAACGGAGAAGCCUCUUGUUGUGGAAGAUAAUUACUUGCUGUGCACUGCUCCAGUGAUCGAUGAAGUUGGAAUGGUAGUUUACCUUCAAGUAAGCAUGAAUGAGGGGUUAACAUUCAUAUCCAGCUCUGUCAGUAUCACCAGUACACAUUGUUCUGAUGGAACAAUCCUUUUAAUUGCUCUGUUAGUUUUGUUCCUGCUGUUGGCAUUGAUCUUGCUGUGGUGGUUUUGGCCUUUGUGUUGUACUGUGGUGAUUAAAGAGCCACCACCUCCACCUCCCUAUGAGGAGGAAUCUGAUGACGAAGCCAUGGCAAGGAAAAAAUGGCCAACAGUUGAUGCAUCAUAUUAUGGAGGAAGAGGAGUGGGCGGCAUUAAACGGAUGGAGGUGCGUUGGGGUGAUAAAGGUUCAACUGAAGAAGGUGCAAAAUUAGAAAAGCCCAAAAAUGCAGUAAUCAAGAUGCCAGAUCAAGAGUUUGAACCAUUGGAUCCUAGACCCUGCAAACCCCGAAGGCCACCACCAGAGCAGAGAAAAUGGUAUACACCAGUUAAGGGAAAAUUGGAUGCCUUGUGGGCACUUUUUCGCAGAGGGUAUGACCAAGUAUCUCUGAUGAGGCCACAACCUGGGGAUCAGGGUCGCUGCAUAAACUUCACCAGAGUGAAAGAAAAUGAAACACCAUCUCGUCCAUGCAAUGCUCCUGCUACUCUCACACCUCACAAUGAAUGUAUUCCUUUAACCCGUGAACUUCCCAGGCCUCCUGCUUCAUCAGCCAGGCCAUGUGUGAGGAGUCCACCUCCUGGACCACCACCAGCCCGAGCACCCCCUCCUUCAAGACCUCCCCCACGGCCUGCGAAACAUAUCCAGUUGUUUUAAAAUUGAGAAUUUGAUCAUUCCAACAAUGUAGUCACAUUUUUGGUUCAGAUGACAUUUGGGUCCAUGGAACAUGUGAGUACAAAUGUGUCAAAAAUAAUUAUAAAUUUGAUAUUUUUUCUACGUAUUUGAGGAUCCUCACUAAUAUACUAAAUUAUGGUGUACUUGUGUGUAUAUAACAUCUGGGUGGUGAUCUGAUAUAGUUUACUCAGGCAGUUGUUGCGGCAACAUAUAUUUUCACAUGCAUGUUGACAUCUGGAGCUGUCGGAAAUGAUAAUAGAGCCCUCCAAGUUUUAUCCAUCAUAUGCCUGAUCAGGAGUCUCUCCCACCCUUACCUCCUGCUAUUGCAGUGUACUUGAAGGAUUUGCAGGUUGAUAUUCAACUUGUUCACCUGCAAUAUAAAUACAUUUCCAUAACCAUCGAGUCCUGGGGUGGGAUUCAAACCUGGAGCUUUUGGCUCAUAGGAAGGGAUGCUACCUACUGUACAUCAAGACCUACUGUGCCAUAUCUGUUGCAUAAAAAUGCUGCUAAUGCACAAAAAAAACUUCCAGUACUCAAAUGUCAAAAUUACAUUUCUGUAAUUUUUUCCAAUCUGUAUUCAUGAGCGUUGACAUCAAACUGUUAUUAAUGGUCGUGCAUCUGUGAUAACAAAAUGUACAUUUUCCUUUAUGCCUGUAAUGUUAAUAUCACUAAUA